AUGGGUACAAGCAGUGGCCUCUGGAACACUGCCACGACCUGGAGCACCCGGUAUAAGCCCUGUGCCACCACUCUCACGUCCACUGCCACCAAGGUCUUGACACCAGCUCCAAUUACAUCCACGGUUACCGUCACCAGCACUACGAUCCCGGAGGGACCCACCUCAUUCUCUACCGUAACUCAGACCACGACGGUCACCAACACCAUCGACACAACCACGACAACAGAUACUACAACUACGACCACUACUACCACUACGUUUUCAACCGAGACGUUGACGGUAGCUGCGCCUGCGACCUUCACUCCUGUUCAGACUUCCCUUCCAGGCUCCACCUACUCUGGAUCAGGCGGUUCUGACCCCGUUGGUGCCGUUGGCAAGAGAGAAGCCAAGGCCGGACGCGGCAAGGCUAGCAGUAAUCCAUUGUCACAGCCAGGUCUUAGCGGGUGGCAUUAUCCCAAGGGAGUCCCUUGCCAUCACUGGGUCCCAGAGGCGUGUGCGACAACGAUCAAGACCGUUACGUCUACCAUCACCGCCACAGCAACGACCACUACCGCCAUCUCCACCUCGACUAUCACCAAGACUUCGAUUCCGUCUAGCACCACCACCACCGUAAAGCACGGCAACGACUUCAACGGUCAUCACUGCUACCGAGACCUCAACCAGCACUUCGACAUCAGUGAUGACGACCUUCCUCUCAACUACUACAGUCUACGCAGCCUGUGCGACCAACAAUCUUGCCGGUAA
This is a messenger RNA of Cladophialophora psammophila CBS 110553, 744 nucleotides long. RefSeq lists its product as uncharacterized. The record is from RefSeq and is a predicted model, not a curated record. The coding region runs from base 1 to 744 and encodes 247 amino acids. The transcript has a single exon. NCBI's taxonomy places the organism in Eukaryota, Fungi, Ascomycota, Eurotiomycetes, Chaetothyriales, Herpotrichiellaceae.